Camellia sinensis is the source of this 2114-nucleotide messenger RNA. RefSeq names its product alpha/beta-Hydrolases superfamily protein. The record is from RefSeq and is a predicted model, not a curated record. NCBI's taxonomy places the organism in Eukaryota, Viridiplantae, Streptophyta, Magnoliopsida, Ericales, Theaceae. Gene Ontology annotation, biological process: lipid catabolic process.
AAGAAGAUGCAGAUACUUGAACAGCUUCUAUUGAAACAAGCAGAAUCGGAAUAUGGCUCACGAAAUGGACCAAAAUAUAUAUAUAUAUAUAUAUAUACUCCAGAUUUUAGGAAAUACAGAGAUAGAAUUGUGACGUAGGGCUUUGACGGCAAGCCGGCAAGAACAAAAACAGCAAAAUUCUCCCACCAAAGACGUAAUCAAUCACCUUCGCAUUCUCGUAUAAGCCGAGAGAGACGAGACAACGGAGUGAGAGACAGACAAAAGAAUGAGAGGCUGAGAGAAAGAGUAAUGAGUGUGUUGAUUAACCGGUUACUCCGGUUGCCGAUUUUUCACUAUUAAACAAGUGAAUGGUUGCAUUGCACACCUAAACACUACCCCACACCACACCAUGUAUUCCAGUCUGUCUGUGAUGAAGAAUCUGAGGAAGUAGCAAGCCAAGCCAAGCCAAGCCAAGGGAAUACCCACCCCCAUUGGGUUGGGUUGACUGGCAGAUCUUAGGAGACAAUGUCAAUCAUUUGUGGUCUUCCUCUCCUAGAGUGUGUUUACUGUUUGGCAUGUGCCCGUUGGGCAUGGAAACGAUGCCUCCACUCAGCAGGCCAUGACAGUGAAACUUGGGGCAUUGCAACUGCUGAAGAAUUCGAGCCUGUCCCAAGGCUCUGCCGAUACAUCCUGUCUGUGUACGAAGAUGAUCUUAGGCGCCCUGUUUGGGAACCUGUUGGAGGGUAUGGAAUUAACCCAGCUAGGGUAAUUUUGAAAAGAACUUAUAAAGAUACCAAUGGACGAGCUCCUCCUUACUUACUGUAUCUUGAUCAUGAUCAUGCCGAUAUAAUCCUUGCCAUUAGGGGGCUUAAUAUGGCAAAGGAGAGUGAUUAUGCUGUUUUACUGGAUAAUAAACUGGGCCAAAGGAAAUUUGAUGGGGGGUAUGUACACAAUGGGCUACUAAAAGCAGCUGGAUGGGUUUUGGAUAAGGAGUGUGACAUUUUGAAGGAAUUAGUAGAGACAUAUCCAAAUUAUACUUUAACUUUUGCGGGCCAUUCCCUUGGGUCAGGUGUGGCAGCAUUAUUGUCAAUGGUGGUGGUGCAGAAUCGUCAUAGACUGGGGAAUAUUGACAGGAAGAGGGUCAGAAGCUAUGCUAUUGCACCUGCCAGAUGUAUGUCACUGAACUUGGCAGUGAGAUAUGCAGAUAUUAUCAACUCGGUUGUGCUUCAGGAUGACUUCUUGCCCCGGACAGCCACCCCCUUGGAAGACAUUUUCAAGUCGCUUUUCUGUUUGCCAUGCUUAUUAUGCCUAAGGUGUAUGAGAGACACUUGUAUACCAGAGGAAAAGAUGCUCAGAGAUCCAAGGAGGCUAUAUGCACCUGGUCGUCUCUAUCACAUAGUUGAGAGAAAGCCUUUCAGAUGUGGAAGGUUUCCUCCAGUUGUGAGAACAGCAGUGCCAGUGGAUGGGAGAUUUGAGCACAUUGUUCUCUCAUGUAAUGCCACUUCUGACCAUGCCAUCAUUUGGGUAGAGAGAGAAGCCCAAAUGGCUCUGGAUUUAAUGCUAGAGAAAGAUCAUAGUAUGGAGAUUCCAGCAAAACAAAAGAUGGAGCGGCAGGAGACUUUAGCCAGAGAACACAGUGAAGAGCACAAGGCUGCACUACAGAGGGCUGUUACAUUGGCUGUGCCCCAUGCAUAUUCACCUUCUCAGUAUGGAACUUUCAAUGACAGCAACAACGAAGAAGAAGCAGCGGAACAUUCUGACACAUCUUCGACGGGAUCGUCGAAGACAAGCUCAAAGAGGGAAACCUGGGAUGAAUUGAUUGAGCGUCUUUUUGACAGGGAUGAAUCGGGUCACAUGGUGCUGAAGAAAUCCUGAAGUGCUGAUUGAUUGAUGUUGUGAUUAGAGGAUAUGCUUUUGUAAGUGGAUUGAGUAUGUUCAUUUAUUCCUUCUUAAAUUAUUUUCCAAUUAGUUAAAAUUGUGUUUUGGCAUGAUAUCCAAUACAAACCGAAGGCCUGGAGAUCUGGGAUUAAUUUCUUUGAGUUAUCAAGAUAUAUAGGAAUUUUUUUGAGAGAUUGGGAGAAAAAACGAUGUGGUGCUUUUGAUUGCAAUGAAUAAAUUAGGUGUGUUUAAAACCC